CACACAAAUGCACAGAGUGUUACACCAAGAUAUAUGUACACACACAGACACACAGAUGCCUCCUGGAAGAAGACGAAGGGCAGUGUCCUGAAAUGAAGCACACUGUGUGUCUGUGUAAGAAAACAAGCAGAGCUUGUGAAAAAGGAGGGGCAGCUGGGAGCCUUCUCAGGCCGUGCUUUUCAUGCGCAUUGUUAGUGGAGUUCCGUGUCCCUGCCAUCUCCCUGUGGCUUCCAGUUCUCAGCAUCAAGAGCCGGCACCAGAGCUGGUUGUCAUAGGAAAAGGGUUGUCGAAAGGAGAGCAUUGCUUCCAAGGGAAGACUGAAGGUUGCCUUCCAACACUGUUCACCAAAAGUGUACAGGAGGCAAUUGACAACUAUACCUUUGUUUCAGUUUCAUCACUCUCAUCUAGCAGGCAAACCACACCCACAGACUUGAAUAAUUCUUGGUCAGGGAUACGGAGUUGCACCACUGGUCCAUCUACGGAAAGAAGCUCUGUUUACUCCUGGAGAGAUGAUGAGUUUGAUAAAGUUAACACUCAGAGAGUGCAUCAGUUGUUCUGGGAUGUGGAUGAAAUGUUGUUUGAAGGAAAAGUGAGUUCACAGACAGAGAAUCUAAAGGCAGAAUGCGAAGAUUGGACCACCAGAUCACUUCACUUAAGGAUCUUGGGAAGACAGCUACUUUUCCCAAAGGAUGAGGGUUUUCAGCAUUAUCAGAGCAGAAAUCCCAGCUCCCUAUACUCCAGAUCCUUACCUAGCCUGAGUGAAAUCACCAGCAAUAUGAAAGAGUUAUGCAUCUCAGGAUCUAAAUUGGUUCCUGCUACUUUUCCAUUGCACAAAGCAUUCAGCUCUGAAUUACCAGGAAUUUCUUUAUCCGAAUCAUCUAUAUAUUCAUUUUUGGAAGAAGAAAUCUAUGAUGCAGAAGGCAAGAUUGAAGAGUACCUUGCAUUCGACAAGGAGCUAGAUGAUGAGAGUUUGGAGCAAAAGAGUUCUUACCUUGCCCAAAAGAGGAUUAAACAUGGCAUUCCUCCAGUGUCCCCCAAUGCUUGUAUCAGAGACACUGUGGCUGCUGAAGUGUUUGAUCAUGUUUGGAAAAAUGUAAUUCGGGUACUGGAAGAAUUAAUAAGGAAACACUGGGAAUCAUCUGUUAUAGAUGAGCCUUACAAGCAAAUGGAGAAAAUGAAAGCUCCUGGAAAUAGGUUACCCCAUCUGCCAGUUUCUCGUGUUGCAGUGGAUACACCAAGUGUGCCCCCAUCAAGAGGGUCGGAGGCUCGAGGCGUGUCUCUUGGCUUGCAUUUUGUCCCAUUCCAGAUUCAUCGUUUUCCCAGCAGUUUGCGUAGCAAUUUAAAUGGUGUCAUGACAAUUCAAGCUAAACCCCUUCAACAGAGGCAUUCAGGGCUGCCAGAGAAGAUACAGAAUGAACAGGAAGAGAAAUCACCAGGUGUAAGUUCCAGCAUUAACUUGGCACGAAAUCGCCUGGGGCGAAUCACUGACAGCAGUGUUUUCUCUUCAUCUCGAGUAUUGCCUGGGUCUAGGAAAACAGUGGGCCAUCGCAGGCUACCUUCCAUAGCUACAGACCAACUACGCUCAAAGACCCCAAAUGUUUACAGUGAUGAAGUCCUUAGGGGGAGAAAACUGUGCACUGCCCAGGAUCGCUCAUCCUCUCCACUUCCAACCAUGCCCCGGAACAAGUUGCCACCAAUAGGUUCCGACAGUGUUGAUCAAUAUCUUUCAGUUCCCGCAUCCCGGCACAGAGGAAGGCAUCCGCACAAUAGGAUAUCCAGCGCAGUACCUCAUGGUAUGGAACGGUGGCCACUCAAAGAGAGAACAGUCACAACAGACCAGUUUUCAAGACCAAAUACUACUCACACAUUUCGGUCAGACACGCCGCAGAAACGAUCAUUGACUUCUGUGGAUUUUGCUAACAACCUGUGGAUGGGCCCAGGGAUAUUGACAGGUUCACAAUUCCACAUCAAAUCAUUCCAGAGAAAUAAUACAUCUAUCUCUAGGAGAAGAUUUCAAGUUGCUUCAUAAUGCUGCACAGAAGGCAAAACCUAAAAACAAAAUUAUGAUUUAUACAUGAUGGGAAGCCACAGCACUCCACCUCUCAUCAGAUGACAUAACAGUAUUGAAGUUAGUGGCUAAGUGUUCUGUUUCUCUGUACAUGGCCUGCUUGAGUUGUUUUCACCGGAGACUUGUUGGAAAGAAGGAUUGUCAUUAAGGAUAUCAAAGCUGUACAUCUAAAAUGUAGAGUAAGAAUUAGUGCCAUUUCUUUUAUAAAGAUAUCUAUUCGGUUCAGUAGGAAAAUCCCAUCCUGAUUCUCUUCAUUGUGUUCAGAUGACAACUGGAGUUAAGCCAAAUUGCCAAAAGCUGUAUCCAUUUGUUUUGUGAUGAAUGGAGGACCUUCCUCAAACAGUUAAGAAAAUUGAAUGUCUCCCCCUGCUUCUAAACCAAGUUUAGGACACAACGAAACCACUGUAUAAGAGUCUCAAAGGGCUCAUUAUUGUAGCAUUAUCUAUGCAAUCUGAGAACUAAUCCAUAAGACUGCAAGAUUUUGGGAGUUACAAUGCUCCUUUGUAGAUAUUUAAAGAGCCUUUAGAUAAGGCAGGAGUGGAGAACUAUGGGCCCACCAACAAGUUUGGAGUACAAUUCCCAUAACCCCUUAAAAUUGAUCAUGGUUGUUGGGAUUGAUGGGAAUUGUAAGUCAAAACAUUUUGAGAGCCAAAUAUUCCCCACCAUGAGCUAAGCUUUUAUCUUUUUCCUGGAGAGAAGCAUCCCUGAGGUUGGUCAGAGAGCUCUCUUGUUCCUAAAGCUUCUGGAGCAUAGAACCUUUGGAAAGUUUCACUCACAUCUUGCCAGGGUCCAGUACUUGCGCUGAAGUAUAGAUGACAUUUUAGAGAGUACUUAAAUUUACAGGGGGGAAAAUUACACCACAUUUUGACACAAAUGAUUUCAACUCAGCUGCUCUGAAGACUGCCGUCUAUCUUUGGAGUUCAUGCUAGAAAUGAGGAGAUGUUCCACACUACAUUACAUUUUGUGAAAAGUUUCAUGGAUCAAAUACAUCUCCCAUUAUGCCCUACUGGUUUUGUAGCUUAACCUGGACUGUGUCAUAAUUUUGGACUGGGAUGUGACCAAUUUUGUUGUCACUCCCCUUCUCCCAUUACUUGUCAUCAGUGUGUACAAAUAGAGAGUGUGUUUAUGAAACAUUAUGACUUAAUCAAUGCAAAUAUUCACUACUGUGCCUACAUAUGUUUGGAGAAACCUGGAAUGUGGAGAGGUCUGAACCAAUGGGGGGAGGGGAUGAAAGCAGAGCAGAUCUCAAAUGGUGCCAUUUUGUAAACAAGAACUUCAAAAUUGGGGUAUGAGAGGUGCAUAAAGUUUCCAUGGUACAUGUCUGCAAAAUAUUCCUGCCUAGAGAUGGGCAUGAAUUGAGAAAAUGGCAAUUCAUUUCAGUUUGUGAUUCAACAAGGUCAACGAAUAAUGAAUAACAAAUUAACGAUUUUUUCUGAUGAUUUUGCAAAUUGAUUUAUUGAUUUGUUUUGCAUUUAAAGCCCAAUGAAAUGUCCACCGAGAGACACCAAAAUUGCAGAGAAACUUUCCCUGAGUUGUCUACAGGCCCUGUAUAUUUGGUGAAGUUUGAGUUUUGGACAUCCAAGGUAUACAUCCACAAAAAGCACCCCCCUGGAAAGUUCUCCCCAAGCACUGGGAGACACCAGAAUCAAAUAGAAGCUUCCCCUGACUCCUCUACAAACCCUCCAAAUCUGGUGAAAAUUGAGGUUUGGACACCUGAGUUAUAUGGCCACAAAGUUAACCCCCCCCCCCAGGAAACUCCCCUUUAGCAGCUGACUUGGAGGAAAUCCAGUCUUCACCAAACUUAGAGGAGAGCCAGGGAAAACCUCUCUGCUAUUUUGGUGUCCCUAGGUGCCUGGGGAGCUGUUUUAUAGCCUAAUGAAUCAACAAAUCAAAAAUUGUUAAAAAUUAAUGUGUUCAUAU
Molecule: messenger RNA, 3988 nt
Organism: Pogona vitticeps (central bearded dragon)
Lineage: Eukaryota; Metazoa; Chordata; Lepidosauria; Squamata; Agamidae
Gene: FAM149A
Product: family with sequence similarity 149 member A
Source: RefSeq, a predicted model, not a curated record